GGAGCCGAGUGCUUUCAGCGCUUCGCCGAGCAGCCCAAGUACACGGAGGUGAAUCCGCGCGAGGAUGCGCUACUCACGUGCAAAGUAAUCGAUAUGCGUGGCUCCUGCUCCUGGCAGAAGGAUAACAAGCCCGUGGGCAUCUAUCUAAAGAAAUACGAAUGGGCACGUCCCUUGGGCGGAAAUGGCGCCUUACAUCUGGAUCUGCAUCCGCCCCCGCCCAGCGGCGGCGACUGCUCCCUGUGGAUACGCUCGGCCACCUUGGACUUUGACGACGGCCUCUGGGAGUGCCAAGUGACCGCCAGUGAUUUUACCGCACAAGAUGCUUUGACCAGUCAACCGGUGCGAUUGGUUGUACGUGUGGCGCCGCAACGCCCGCGUCUGGAGUUCGAAAGCGCUCCAUUGCCGCCGGGACACAACAUUACGGUGGACGCUGGCGCCGUGGCGACUGUGAAAUGUGCCUCGCAUUAUGGUAAUCCGCCUGCAACGCUCAAAUGGUAUUUGGGCGACCAGGAAAUCUCGCCCAUGCACCCGCAGCUGAAUGCCACCGAGCCCGAUAAUCCACGCACCUGGUCAGCCACCUCGGUGGUGCAGGUGUCCGCGAUGCGCGAACGCCACGGCGACAUUCUGCGCUGCGUGGCCUUCCACGAGAACUACGAGGCCAAAUCGGUGCCAGUGGAGGCCCGCCUAGAUGUCAAGUAUGCGCCAACCAUUCGUCUAAUUGGCUCGCCGGAAAUCGACUUGGAAGAGGAUAAGGAUGCGCUUGUGCUGCGUUGCGUGGCCGAUGCCAAUCCGCCGGCCAGCAUCGUCUGGCGACGUGCCGGACGCUCCGAGAUAGCCAGCUUGCAGGAAACGCUGCAAUUGCGUCCUGUCGGACGGCGAGACGCCGGACUGUACACCUGCCAGGCGCAGAACUCGGUGGGCACCUCGGAGCAGCUGUCGGUGCAACUGGACGUGAAAUAUCCACCGAAAAUUAUUUCAGCCGGCCCGGACCGCCUCACCACAGCACCGCUCUUCAGCCCCGCCGCCUUCGAGUGCGUCGCCGAUGGCAAUCCCAUGCCAGCCUACAAAUGGGUCCAGAGAAUCUCGCAUGGAUCGAAGUACGUGGAGCGGGGCAAUGAGCCGCGCCUGGUCAUCGACAACGUCACCUACGAGUACCAGGGCGAAUACGAGUGCCGCGCCACCAGCUACAUCAAUGGCCAGGAGCGGGUGGCCAUAUCCGAUCCCGUCUCCCUGCAAGUUGUGGGUGCUCCGCAGGUGCUUCGCCUGCAUCCCUCCAUGCACACAGUGUCCGUUAAGCGUGGCGAGCCAGCCAGCCUGACGAUGGUCGUCUGCGCCGAUCCACGGCCGCAGCUCGUGGCCUGGGAGUGGGGCUCGCUGCGCCUGGAGGCCGGCACGGGCAUAGAUCGCUUUCGGGCCGACGACAUGCUCACGGACUCGCGCGAGGACUGCUACCUGUCGACGCUGCACAUCCACCACACGGACGAGCACGACUCGCGCCCCUACUACCUGGUGGUGGAGAACGAGCGGGGCACCGAUCGCCAUGCCAUUCAUUUGAUUGUGGAGGGUACGUUUGCAGAACCUCUGGAGAUGAGCUACUUGCUGGGCGUCGCCGGCGGCUGCAUGGCCGCCAUUCUGAUCCUGAUCUGUCUGUGCAUCUACGCCGUCAAGAGCAAAAAGUGCUGCUUCAAGGGUUCCACGGGCUAUAAAUCAUCGGAUAAGGACAGCGAGAAGGCUGAUUUGAAAUCACGGUCGGAUAGCACCAGUGGGCCCCAAGGUGAUUCGAUUUACACAACGCCUGCCGGCUUCCAUCAUCACCAGCAACAGCAGCAGCAGCAGCAGCAGCAACAGCAGCAGCAGCAGCAGCAGCAGCAGGAGUUGUCAGAGAACAAGCCACCGGGUAUUGAGGGUAAAACUCUGCUCGACUUGAAUGCGGGGAGCAGGGAGUUAGAGGGUAAUCAGGUAGCUGAUCACAGCUCGAGUGCAGAGGACAAUAAGCCAGUGGACGGGCAGCUGAGUGUCGAGGAGACGCAGCUCCUGCUGCAGAAGCUGAGCAUCAACAAUCCGUUCUAUCGCUUUCGCAAGCAGAGCAAUUCGCUGCGCGAGCUGCGCCGCCUGCAUCGCCAGAUGCGCCGGCAUAGAUCCGAGACGGAUCUGCAGCACUCGGCGCACCAACACCAACAGCCACACCUACACCAACACCAACACAAUGAAGCCAAAGUUGUAGUUGUAUUAGAUCGUAAGCAGAACAUAGGGUUAAGUAGCUGUAAACAAGGUAUGAGUAGCACUAAGACUAGAUCCGUAAGCAGCCUUAUGCCCGACAACUCGACGGUGAUCACGAAUCCGUUCUCCAUCUUUCACGACGACGAGAUCCUCACUCUGGGCGUUAAUCCGCGCCUGCGCAGCGCCAGUGCAGCGCGCCCGCAGCGCAGCGGCAAGGGUCUGCGCCGGCUCUUCGAUAGGCAGCCAAAUGCCGUACCGGCCACCACCGCCCACCACCAGCAGUUCCUGCACGGCGUGCCCGUGCGCCGCUUCGAGCGCCAGGACUUCGAUCAGGCGACGAUGGGCGCGGCGCAUAAGCCGAAGCGCACGAAGGCGAUCUUCAAGCAGCUCUCGCUGCGCCGCCUGCACAAGCCGGAAGAGCCGCCCUCGCUGCCCAAGCUGAAGCUCAGCUACCGCUAUCCGAAUCGCACGCAGAGCAUCCAGAGCAUGCGCGCCGCGGGCAGCGGGGGCUACGACAUCCAGCACGCGCCCUACCGACCGCGCCUCCACGUCUCCACCACGCCCAAGUCCAACUACUUCGAGCGGCUGCAGGCGAAGACGAGGCAGGGCAUUCAGAAGAUACGGGACAAGUGCCGCAACUUCAAAGCCAGUAGCGGCGAUGCGAGCAGCAGCAACGGCGGCGACUUCAGCGGCUUCCACACGCUGGCCAAGGACGAGAGCUUCCGCUUCAUCAGCGACCGGGCACACAUCUCCAGCUACGAGUCCCGCUGCGCCGCGGCCCACGCCGCCGGAAAGCAGGCGACGAUCUACAAGAGCUACAAGUCGGAGAUCGACCUGAGCAAGAAUUUGCACUACCUGGAGCACUACCUGGAGCAGAACUUCGAGCAGCAGUUGGGCAGCAGCCGGAAGUCGGCGCACUCCGUGGGCCGCAUCAGCGGCACCCAGCGCCGCGCCCUGUCUAGCGCGCAGCGCAUUCGCGAGACAGAAACGGAAACGGAAACGGAGGGCGGGAGACCGCCAGCAGCUGCGGGCACGCCGCGGCGACGGCACAAGCGCAGCCAGUCGCAGGCCAACAGCCAGAUGGCGGCUAAUUACGAGAAUCUGGGAACGCUGCCAAUAUCCGGACGUGGGGCGGGGCGCGGCAAGGCGCAGCAGGUCUUCCACUCGGACUCGUUGAGCAGCUCGGACUAUGCGUCCGUGUUCAGCGGGCCCACAGUGACCAAACGGGCCGAGACGACUUUGCAGCAGGACGAAGAGGAGCAGCAGAAGCAGCAGCAGGAUACAGAGUCUGCGCUCAAGCUGCGCUACGAGCACCCGGAUAAAAUGUGCGAAUACUACUUCGAUAAUCUGAACAGCUACGCGCUGGCCUUGGAGGAGAGCGAGGACCUGCUGCUGGCAGAGAGCGCCAAGUCAGCGCGGCUCUUCUACUACGACGGCGAGGACGAGGCGCAUGACGUUAAUGAAGGCGCAGGCAUUGAGGACGACGCUGACAAUGACGAUCUAGUGCCCGCUGUCGAGCCGGACUACAUGACGCGCGACAUUCGCAUUCGCGUCAACGUCAACGAGUGCGAAGAGCACGCUGAUUGGUACCAGCGCCAGCAGGAGCGGCAGCAGCAGCAGCAGCAGUUGAUGACGACAUCGUAUGAUGAGAACUUGGCGGAGAGCACAUUCUAUCAGUCACUCAAUCAGCACUUGCAGCGACAAGACGACAGGCUCAAGCCGGAGCCGGAGCAGGAGACGGUGUCGGGGUCAAGGUCGGUGGCUGAGUCGAUGGCUUCCUCCUUGGAAGGCGGCGAGAGCUACUUGGCGCACUUCCAGCGCAGUCGCAGCGACUUUGAGCGGAUCGAUCGAGGUAACCAGCUGCGCCCGAACGCCGACAUCGACCGUAUGUAUGAGCACGGCGAGUACUACAGCUUUGGCGGCGACCCGGAGCUGCUGCAUUCCACCAAGCAGCGACGCGCAGACCUCAUGGAAGCGCAUUACUCGCGCGGCUAUCCCACAGCAGCAGCAGCAGCAGGAGCAGCAACAACGAGUCAGUUUGUGGAGCGUACACUGCGUGGUGCUUCAACAGCAGGAGACGCACCACCGACUGCAACCACAAUGCCGGCAGCUAACGGUGGCGCACUGGCUUUGGCUAGGCCAACCAGCGAUGCGCUCUACGCCACCAGCAGCAAACAGCAGCAGUUGCAUCUGCGACCAGCAGCCAGUGUCAUGGGAGCGACAACAUCAACAGCAGCAGGAGCAGCAGCCACAGAGGCAACUGCGACGCCUGUGGCUGCCCCAUCAGCUGGAAACGCAAACAGCAAUACGAGUGCAAAUAAUCGCUACAUGUUGGAGAAUCUGCGCAAAUACUACGCAAAUCAGCAGCAAUAUCCGCCCGCACACUCGCUCAACUCCUCCUCUUUAUCCAAUUCAUCAUCCUCGAACUCGUCCGUGUCGCAGCAGCAGAAGCUACAACUGCCCAACCACAUCUCUAAACACCAGCAGCAGCAGCAGCAGCAGCAACAGCAACAGCAGCUGCGUCGCAACUCGAGCACCUCGAAUGCCUCCUCGACAGCGGACAAUUUUGACACAUUCAUUGCGCUGCGCCAGGCCGACUACAUGGCCCCCAAAGGGUCCCAGCAACAACAGCAGCGUCGUAGUCAGCAUCAGAGUGGGUCGGGCAAGGCACCGCUAAUCUCGGCGCUCAACUAUUACGGGCAUGGCCUGUCCGACAGCGGCAGUGUCCUCACAUACAAUGGCAAAUUAUCGGCAACCGCAAUGUUGUCACAAGUAAAUUUGGGCAGAUCAACAGCGCUGCAUCAGCAACAUGCCGCGACACCCGCAGCAGCAACGGCAGCAGUGACAGCAGCAGCAGCAGCAGCGGCAGCAGCAAAGCCUGCAGCUGCUGCAGCAGCAGCAUCCGAGAGCUUCAUAGUGGAAUAUGAGUGUUAGCGCACGAUUAAAUUACUAUUGAUCCAUUGGGGCCAGGUGCAAAGCCUGUUCGCUGUGGGUGGCUGAUGGCUUUAACCACUCGACAACGAAUUGCGAAUUAUUUCACCAGCUAUUCGAUAGUCCGUUCUAUCCGCCCCACUCUCUCGCCCUCUCACUCUAUCUAACCAGAUUGAGUUUUGGCCAAAAUUACACUUACAAAUUGUAAACGCAACUGAUUGGAUUAGCUUCGUCGCCCGGCCACAGACUCCAGCGCCAGCAACAGACUCGAUAUAUACAUAU
This is a messenger RNA of Drosophila navojoa, 5433 nucleotides long. RefSeq lists its product as uncharacterized. Gene Ontology annotation, cellular component: cell-cell junction; plasma membrane. The record is from RefSeq and is a predicted model, not a curated record. Gene Ontology annotation, biological process: cell-cell adhesion. Gene Ontology annotation, molecular function: cell adhesion molecule binding. Lineage: Eukaryota; Metazoa; Arthropoda; Insecta; Diptera; Drosophilidae.